Aspergillus tanneri is the source of this 1491-nucleotide messenger RNA. RefSeq names its product M18 family aminopeptidase. Bases 1 to 1491 code for a protein of 496 amino acids. Gene Ontology annotation, cellular component: fungal-type vacuole. The transcript has 6 exons. The record is from RefSeq and is a predicted model, not a curated record. Lineage: Eukaryota; Fungi; Ascomycota; Eurotiomycetes; Eurotiales; Aspergillaceae. Gene Ontology annotation, biological process: proteolysis. Gene Ontology annotation, molecular function: metalloaminopeptidase activity; zinc ion binding.
AUGUCUGCAAAACUCGCGCAAACUCUAAAGCAGCCGGCGCUGGACUUUCUGUCCUUUGUCAAUGCUUCCCCGACCCCCUUCCAUGCAGUCCAGUCCGCCCGCGAUCUUCUGGCCAAGGCUGGCUUUCAAGAAAUCAAGGAAAAAGAUUCGUGGGCUUCCACCUGUCGACCCGGCGGGAAGUACUACCUGACCCGUAAUGGCUCUACUAUCGUCGCUUUCGCUGUUGGCAAGAAGUGGAAACCGGGAAAUGCCAUUGCCAUGAUCGGUGCCCACACGGAUUCCCCAGUGCUGCGCAUCAAGCCGGUAAGCAACAAGCGUGGGGAAGGCUUUGUCCAGGUGGGCGUCGAAACAUAUGGAGGAGGCAUUUGGCACACAUGGUUUGAUCGCGACUUGGGAGUCGCAGGACGGGCUAUGGUCCGCACUGGUGACGGCUCUAUUGCGCAGAAGUUGGUCAAGAUUGAUCGCCCAAUUCUUCGAAUCCCAACUCUGGCCAUCCAUCUCGAUCGCCAGGAGACGUUCUCGUUCAAUAAAGAAACCCAGCUAUUCCCUAUCGCGAGUCUGGUGGCCGCUGAGCUCAACCGGACGGGUGCCUCCAACAGUGAUGACAAGGAUGCGAAAGCAGAAGAAGGGGAAAAGGGGGAGUUCUCUCCUCUGAAGUCGAUCACUGAGCGCCACCACCCCUACCUCGUGGAACUCAUUGCGGCCGAGGCAGGAGUCAAGCCAGUUGACAUCCUUGACUUCGAAAUGAUUCUGUUCGAUACCCAAAAGUCGUGCUUAGGCGGUCUACUUGAGGAGUUCAUCUUCUCUCCGCGCUUGGACAACCUUAACAGCUCCUUCUGUGCCACCGUGGGACUCAUCGACUCGGUCGCGGAGGCAACCGCGCUGGAUGAUGAACCGUCCAUCCGCCUCAUUGCGCUGUUCGACCACGAAGAGAUCGGCAGCCGCACUGCACAAGGAGCCGAUUCUAACGUGCUUCCCGGGAUCAUCCGUCGUCUGUCCGUGCUGCCUUCACCGGCUGCGGGCAAUGCCGACCUAGCCACUGCCUACGAGGAGAGCCUGUCGACAUCUUUCCUCCUCUCAGCAGACAUGGCACACGCGGUGCACCCCAACUAUGCGGGUAAAUAUGAGUCAGGUCACCGGCCUGAAAUAAACAAGGGGCCCGUGAUCAAGAUCAAUGCCAACGCGCGUUAUGCAACCAACUCUCCGGGCAUUGUCCUGCUCCAGGAAGUUGCCCGGAAGGCGGCCGACGACGGUGGAGGAGUCCCGCUCCAGCUGUUCGUUGUCCGCAACGACUCCAGCUGCGGGAGCACCAUUGGUCCAAUGCUGUCCGCAGCGCUGGGUGCUCGUACACUGGACCUGGGGAACCCUCAACUAAGCAUGCAUAGCAUCCGGGAGACCGGGGGUACCUACGAUGUGGCCCAUUCCAUCCGCCUGUUCUCCAGUUUCUUCAAGCACUACUCCCAGACAUCCCAGACGAUCUUUGUUGACUAG